CUCGCGACAUGAGACUUGUGACAUCUGAAUUAGCUAUCCGGAAGCAAUCGAGGAGCGAAAUGUUAACGGUGCUGCGGGACUUUUAAACAGUGAUCCCGAACUGAGGGCUGUAUUAAGAAAAUCUGCACUGUUUCAGGAUAAGCGGGUGGUUUGCCGCUGGUGUCUCUCGUUGAGCAUAUUGUGAUGGUCUGAUUCACCAAGCAGUCUGCUCAUACGGUUAUUUGCUUCUUCUGGCCAAGAAUCAGCAAGGCUGAGAAAACAGCAAUACUAUCAGUGACAGAUUGUAAAGCAGAAACCCUGGGUUGCUUGGGAGAUCAGACUCUUUAGUGAGCCGAAGACUCCUGCAGGGACUGGUUUUCACCAACGUCCUUUUGGGGCCCCCAGAACUUUCUGCUGUGGACCACCAGGGAACCUGAAAAUGGCAGAGUUUGCUCCAAAGUGCAGUACAGAAGAGGGCCAGACAGAGCAAUCAAAGUCAGAAACAGGUAGUUCGUCUGGUGAAAGAGUUUGGUCUGAUCACUCUCCACUUCCCCACCAGGAAAAUUGGGUCAGGUUUGCAGAUACACCAUCAAGCAGUGCCGUUUUACCCAUGCAUCCUGCCUCUGUCCAGGACCAAACAACAGUGCGCACUGUGGCAUCUGCUACCACCACAAAUGAAAUCCGUAGGCAGUCCUGUAGUUAUGAUGAUCCCUGGAAGAUUACAGAUGAACAAAGACAGUAUUACAUUAAUCAGUUCAAAAACAUUCAGCCUGACCUUAAUGGCUUUAUCCCAGGAUCUGCUGCAAAAGAAUUUUUUACUAAGUCUAAACUUCCGAUUCCAGAACUGUCCCAUAUAUGGGAGUUGUCAGAUUUUGAUAAGGAUGGGGCCUUGACAUUGGAUGAGUUUUGUGCAGCUUUUCACCUGGUGGUAGCAAGGAAAAAUGGUUAUGAUUUACCUGAAAAACUGCCUGAAAGUUUAAUGCCCAAACUCAUUGAUUUAGAUGAUGGUACAGCUGGGGACCAAACUACUGAGGUAGGGUUUAUAAGUUCCCCAGCAGAAGCUCCUCCUAGCAAAUCACCUUCAAUGCCAUCCUUGAACCAGACAUGGCCUGAGAUGAACCAGAGUACUGAGCAGUGGGAGACAUUUAGCGAACGCUCUUCAAGCUCACAAACUCUGACCCAAUUUGAUUCUAACAUUGCACCAGCUGAUCCUGAUACUGCUAUAGUACAUCCUGUUCCUAUACGCAUGACUCCAAGCAAGAUUCACAUGCAAGAAAUGGAGCUUAAAAGAACUGCGAGUGAUCCUGCCAAUCCUACAAGUCCUCUGCAUAUGAAACAACAAGAGCUCUCUGACGAAAGUAACUUAAAUUCUUCUGUCAAGUUUGUCUCUGGAAAUUCUGGCGCUGAUGGCUACAACAGUUCUGAUUCUUUCAACUCUGAACCAGAGGACGUUGAAAACGUGGCUGCCAGACAACGGUCCCAUUCAAGUACUUCACCUGACAACACAGCACCACCACCACCACCACCCCCACCAAGGCCUCAAGCUUCUCAUUCACGCUCCUCUUCCUUAGACAUGAAUAGAACAUUUUCUAUUACCACAGCAGGACAGCAACAAGCAACCACAGUUGUACAUCCUCCUGCUGUACCCCCAAGGCCAUUACCCACACAGACAUCAGGUUCUCAUAUGCACCGUUCUAUGGAAUCAGAAAGUGUUAUGUCUCAUUCUAGCACUUCACCUCAGCAAAUGCCAGAGCAGCCCAACUUUGCAGAUUUUAGUCAGUUUGAAGCUUUUGCUUCUUGUGUAACUGAACAAUCAUCUGAUGACUCUGAGAACCAUACAGAAGUAGCACAGGUUGAAAAAUCAUCCUCAGACACAAUUGGAGUUUCCAAGUUAAAUGGGCUUGUAGAAGAGAAGUCAGUGACUGCAGUUUCUGUCAAUUCAAGCAAAAUUGGCACACCUCUUGCUCCACCCCCCAAGCCUGUAAGAAGACGACUGAAGUCUGAAGAUGAACUUAGACCUGAAGCAGAAGAACAUGAUCAGAAAUCAAGCACUGCAUGUACUACUAUUACCCCUCAGCCUUCUAUUCCUCGUUCUGCUGGAAAAGAUAAGAAAGCAAUUCAGGCUUCAAUUAGACGCAAUAAAGAGACAAACACAGUUCUUGCCAGGCUGAACAGUGAGCUGCAGCAACAGUUAAAGGAUGUUCUUGAAGAGAGAAUUUCCUUAGAAGUUCAACUGGAACAACUACGACCCUUUUCUCACCUUUAAACCAACUGCCUCUAACUGCAAAUGCUGACCUACCCUAAAGAUAACCCACAAGAUCAAUGCUAAUAAUCCAUUUAGCAUUAAUAUGAGAUGCAUCCUUUGUUUAGUACUGGUGUGCUGACCUAUCUAUAUUUCUCCUGGAUUUCUGUGAAUAUUUUUUUCUGAAACAGACCUGCUAAUUUCUAAAAAGUAUGCCCUUUCAGACUUAUAAAUACAGAGUUUUUUUUAAAAUCUGCAACUGGACAAUAAAAAUUACUAAAUGAAA
Molecule: messenger RNA, 2507 nt
Organism: Xenopus laevis (African clawed frog)
Lineage: Eukaryota; Metazoa; Chordata; Amphibia; Anura; Pipidae
Gene: reps1.L
Product: RALBP1 associated Eps domain containing 1 L homeolog
Exons: 18
Coding region: 419-2245 (608 amino acids)
Biological process (GO): endosomal transport; endocytosis
Cellular component (GO): plasma membrane; cytoplasm
Molecular function (GO): calcium ion binding
Source: RefSeq, a predicted model, not a curated record